Molecule: messenger RNA, 3793 nt
Organism: Mytilus californianus (California mussel)
Lineage: Eukaryota; Metazoa; Mollusca; Bivalvia; Mytilida; Mytilidae
Exons: 3
Coding region: 124-1533 (469 amino acids)
Source: RefSeq, a predicted model, not a curated record
AAUGGAGAGAAAUUCAUGAUCAGUUUACAUAUUUGGUUUUUAGUUUAACGCAAGAGAAAGUAAAAAGUGAUACAUUCUGAGGAAAGGCGUGUAUUUCAUUGCACAUUAUUUUGAUAAAACACAAUGGAAGAUAAUAAUUUGAUCAAGGUAGUUGUGAGUGAGAAAUAUCCUACAAAAACAGCCAUUAAGAAAGAGAAACAUCAUACAAAAAUUACGAGUUUUCAAGAGCUGAUAGACAAUGCUAGAAAUUUAUCCCAUGUAAGAGUGAAACGGGAGUCGCCUUUUGUGGGAGAAUAUUUCCAUCAUUAUAUAAUAAUAGCAAUUUCAAAGGUAGAACCACGUGUAUAUAGUAUUAUUGUUGGACAUUACACAACAACCCUUGCUAUUUUCACAGAGAGGAGUCACGGAGUUGGAAAAUUUGUAAAAGAAACGUUCUUUAUACGUUUAGAUGGUCAGAAUGAAGAUCCGCAUGACCUUUUUAGAUUUGACUUGGGGGUUGAGUUAGUUGAGGAUACUAACUAUCCGAAAACUGCUGAUGACAUUGAACAUGUUAUCAAUCGUCUAGAUGAGAGAAUUGGAGAGCGAAUGUAUGAAAUAUCUUCAAACAAUUGUGAGCAUGCAAUUAAUUAUAUCCUAACUGGUGUAAGUUUAAGUGAGCAAGCUGACACCAUCAAAUGUUCCAAAGCAUUUUUCAUUGAUUUUUUGAAUGUUUUACUCAUCGACUGUAAGGAGGUCGGAUUUAGAACGGCCUUAUUUGUUGCCGCAAUAGGAGCUAUUGCUGGUGCAUUUGUUCGUAGAGCGUAUGUCACGAUAAUUGUUGCAGCAAUUGUUAGCCUCACCAUUGGAAAUGAACCAAUUGAUUGUGGGAACAGGAUUGGUGCAAACAUUAGAACUGAAGCAGAAACCAGAAUAAAGUCAGCAGAAAAUAUGAAAUAUAUCAAUUAUGUUGUUGCAAACAAUAGUAUUGAUACUCUCGUAAAAUUGAAGGGUCAGUUGCAUACAGACUUUAUAUGCGCACUUGCAAAAACUCUUAUCAGGGAUGCGGCUCGCAAGACAUGUUAUUCUACUGCUUUGGUUUAUGUAGGAAUCGAAACUAUUUUUUUUUUGUCCUUCGUAUUCUUCAAUUUACUUCCCAGAAGAAAAAAACAAAUACUAAAAGACAGAAACCUUUGUCGGAUUUUGUUUUUGAACAUCGUUGCAGGAUACGGUUCGAUACUGCUGACCCUAUGCAUUGCUUAUCGAGCAUUUUUUCACGUAGAACGCCCAUCCCUGUCCAUCUUCUUAACUGUUUUUUUAGGUGGCAUCGGAUUCCGUUAUAUACUGAUAUGCAUUGCCGGACAGUUUUACAAUUUCUGCUGCUGUGCGUUUUGCUGGAAUUGUUACUGUUGCUGCUCGACAGGUUGUGUUACAUUUUGUAACAAAGAAUGCUGCUGGUUCAGGUUGAUCACUAUAUCCUUCAUUAUUCUUGUUUUAUGUAUUCUUGGGAUUCUGAUAUAUCUAUUGCUAACUUUUGCCUGGGCUGAUUUGCAAUGAAGAGUUCGCAGCACUAAAAGCCAACAGACUAGUAUUACUAGUAGAUGAACCAUUAAACCAGGUAUCAAUAAAAUCACAAUUAAGAUUGAUCGGCCAAAAAGUAAUUAAACUUAUUUAAAAAAAGAUUACUGAAUAUUUAAAUAGAUUUACAAAAACAAUAAACUUUUUUUUCAAUAUUACGCAAACAACAAUCAAUUUCAAGGAAAUCCCUCACAAAAAGACCUGAUCUCCAAUGUCAUUGAAAUGAACCAAUUAGAAAAUUAUUCAUUCUCUUACUUAUAAAAAUGUAUCAAUAUCAAAAGGUUUUUUUUUUUUUUUAUUUAUCCGGAAAAUAAAAAUUCUGUAGAGCUCAAAUACAAGUAUACCUGAUACCAAAUAUAUAAAUUGAUAAUUUUGCAUGACUAUUUAAAUCAAUAAAAUAAAUUCAUAUCAUUUCAAUUUAUUCAUGAAGUGGAUCAUGAAUACAUCUCGAUGUCAACGUGCAACAGUAAUGAUAAAAACUUAUCAGUAUUCAAACUGACAGAUACGUAUUCAGAUGACCUCUCAUGUCUCACAGGUAGUAAUACUUUAACUACGAUAUUUCUCAAACAAAACAUUUGUCAUAUGUAAACUUGAAUUUAAAUUCAUUUUUUCAAGUUAACGGUAAAGCUUCAAUCUUUCAGGUUUCCAGGUUCAUGUUUUUCAUAUCAACUUUGAAAUGUUUUGUCUUCUCGGAAAAGGGGGUGAUGCUGUUACCCCUCCCCAUCCCCAUCCCCAUCCCCCAAUUUUAUCUAAUUUAGAAUUAAAAAAGGUAGACAUUUUUAUAUAUUGGUUGGGUUUUGAGUGGUGUGUUUAAAAAGUGGAAUACCAAAGUGUCAAAAGAGGAAUAAUUGGGGACAUCCGGGAACACCAAGAACGAUGACAGGACUUUUCAUAAAAUAUGUGUUUGGAACUUUAUUGAGUUUGACUGUCCCUCUGGUAUCUUUCGUCCCUCUUUUAUUGACCUUUUCAUAUAUUUCUGAUAGUUUCACUACCUAUUCACAUAUUUUCAAGGUGGUAAAGCGGCACCACGUAUAACGAAAGUGCCCCCUCCGAGAUUGUCUUGACACUUUUAACUUGCAGUCCUGCGAACGUACAGUUCAUUCGUCAAUUUACCUGAAAAUACAUAAAUCAUUUCCUAUUUCUAAACACCAAUGAUAGCACUAACUAGUACAUUUGAAUUAAUAGAAAUCUAACAUUUAUGUCACAUGAACUUUACUAGUGUUUUCAAAUCCUAACAUAUCCCAAACGUAUGAAAGAAAUUCAUAGUCAGUGCCAUGAUAAUAAAAAAGAUUACUGAAUAUCAAAUAAGAUUUUAACAAAUAAUAAACUUUUUUCAGUGUACUGCAAUCCAUUUCAAAUUAUUUUAAUGCCAGUCAAAUAGAUUCCCUGGUAGUCAUUUAAGUCAGACUAAUAAGCCACGCCCCCGUUAAACAACAUCAAACUGGUACGAGUCCUUCUAAACUUUACAGUGUCUGCUUUUGUUUCGUAAAUCACUCAAACAGAAAAGAAAUCCGUUUAUCAAUCGUCAAUCCGUACCAAACGUUAUAGAUUUAUGUUACAUAAUAUACCUCCCACAGGUAUUCACAAUUAAAAUGAAUGAAUCAUCCAACUUAUUUUUGCAAUGAAUUCCGCUCAAGCCGAUGCUAAUGGCUGUAUUUAACCUGCACUGCGGUGAAAGAUUUUUGGCUGCGUGUUGAUGUGACUUUGAAAUUGAGAACAGCAGUAAAAGCGCUAUUCUUUUGCUUUUUAUAUGUUUUUUACUGUGCAUGUACUGAUUUUGUGUCAUGAGUAUUUGAAGUGAUUUAUAAUUUUUAAUGACAGAUUUCUGUAAUGCAGAAAAAAGUGAAUCAGUUGAAUAUAAAGACAGAUAAUAAAAUUCUGAUUAGUCCACAUGAAGUAGCUCUAGAUAAGAAAGAGUGUUGAUAACUGAUAUGAAAACUUGUGUCGUGUCAUUAAAGUAAUUGUGGUUUCUCACAAUAAUUGCGAAAAAUUAAACGGUCUUAAUUGCAAGCCUAAGAAUUGUGAAAGAUUGAAAAAAAAUCAAAUAGAUAUUUACAGAAUAAAACAUAUUUGUCAAUCUGUUACUCUUUUUGAUGGUGUAAUUAUUAUUCAAAUGUAUGUUCAAGCUUGAAUUGUUUUAACUUUUUUUUUGUGCUUCAAAUUUAUGUGUAUAUAUUGACUUUUUUCCUUGUUUGUUAAAAUUUUAAUAAAAACAUUGGUUGUGAAAAUGUUCAAAAUA